GGUAGCCAUGCCUCUCGCUACGCCCAAAGUCAACUCUUCCAUCUCUCUUCCCAUGAAUAUCUCGCAGCCCUUCAACACGUCUCCCGGCAACAACUCCAAGACAGUAGUUCGUCUCGCCAAGGAAAACGCGCGACUCAAUGCUCUCCUCAAGACGACACAAACCAAGCUUGAUCUACUGGAACGCUUUGUACGAUUUCUGGCGGUGUUUGGCAUGGAUACGGAGAUCAUGGAGAGGGCCGAACAGGCUAUGUGGGAUACCUCGACACCGAUGGCUCCUCAUCGUUCAGGCCCGCAGGCGAGUUCUUCGUGCGAUUUGGCAGUGGACCGUCAUGGAUACAGAGUUAAAGGCAAGGUGCAGGCUCCGGAUCAUAUCUCGAAUCGCGACCACCUUACACCAGAACAGCUUCGCGUCGUUGAAUCGAUUGAAAGACUCUGUGGCCAAUUUAGCGGGACAGACUUGGGAUCGUUGGAGGGGAGCAACACGAGUGUUGAAUCUGCUGCGACGUACGAAGCUGAUGCGGAUAAGACCAUGGUCGAGCAGGAGACCCCGAAGAAAAUCAAAGCACCGCUUACUUUUGCCCUUCGACCGCCUUCAGCGAAACGCAAUCCAACGAAAUUCCGGCAGGAUCCGGAUUAUUCCCAGAUGCCUGUGAAAACGAGAACGCCUCUAACUCCCCGAGGGACACCCCCAUCACGGACAACACCCACACACAAGACCGUUCUAGGGAAAUCGUCUAUCCAAACAACGCCCGUUCAGCGAAUCGGGCGUGGAACCCCAGUCAAGCGACACGCUAGUCCCGGCCAUUUUUCAUCCAACUCGAGCACUCCAGUUCAGUUGACUCCUCGCGCUACGACCUUGAUACCUUUACGUCGACCCAAAUCUCCAGCUAUACCAGUUCAACGAUCGCUAUACAAGCCUACCGUGUCCUCCGCAAUGAGAUCUGUUUCUGCUAGCCAGACUUCGAAGGUGCCUCGUUUGUCGUCUCAGAGAAGGUCCUUACAUCCCAGGAAGGAGAAAGAGAAUAUAAAGAAGAACGUUGUAUCUCAUUAGAGUAGAGUCUGUAUCAUGUCACUUUGUUCUCCGUUAUGUAAAUCGAAUGAAU
Desarmillaria tabescens is the source of this 1103-nucleotide messenger RNA. RefSeq lists its product as uncharacterized. Lineage: Eukaryota; Fungi; Basidiomycota; Agaricomycetes; Agaricales; Physalacriaceae. The record is from RefSeq and is a predicted model, not a curated record. The coding region runs from base 8 to 1051 and encodes 347 amino acids. The transcript is spliced from 2 exons.